GUUUCUGCAGCAGCAGGUCAAUUUAAGGGCCAGACCUGAGCCCUGGGAGGCUUCAGUGGACACCAGGGCUCUGAAGGGCAAAAGCAGGGACUGCUGGGCCCUGCACCAUGUCGACUCCGCAGAGGAGGGCUCUGCCCUGGGCACUGUCACUGCUCUCCAUGGGCCUCCAGCUGCUGGUGACCUACCCUUGGUGUUCCGAAGAGGAAAUGCGUAGUGAUAAUAAAAUGGCCCAGGAUCCUGUGUUCCUGGCCACAGUGGAGUUUGCCUUGAACACUUUCAACGUGCAGAGCAAGGAGGAGCGUGCCUACAGGCUGCUGCGCAUCCUGAGUUCAUGGAGGGAGAACAGCAAUGAGAGAAAGUGGCGAGGUAAGAUGGUGUACUCCAUGAAUCUGCAACUGCGCCAGACCGUAUGUAGGAAAUUCGAAGAUGACAUCGAAAACUGCCCUUUCCAAGAAAGCCCGGAGCUGAACAAUGUAAGACAGGGCACCAGCUUCUCUCAUUUCCACAGCUGUGGAUGUUGCAUGGGGUGUGGCUAUGGCACAGGAGCCGCUGACAAAGCCAUUCUGAGGGACAAAGGCGAGUGAGCCCACAGCAGGCUCCACCAGGCUGCCUUAGCGGGGAGCCCAGUGAGGCAGGAAGCCCAGGGGUUCACUUUCAGGCCCCUGGCCAAUCUGAGUUUCCUUACUCUGCCCUCUGACCCCAUUGCAGCUACCUGCACGUGGGCCAUGUGGCCUUCAGAACCUUCUCUCUGGUCUUCCUCUCUACUUCUUCCCUGUCUUCUAGAGAAAGAUCCUGGAGACAGUGGUGACAAUGUCUGUGGGUGCUAUUCUCAGGGUUUUCCUACCCUGCCCUAGACUCAAAAGUGGUGGAGGCUGAGAAGAAGCCCCCCACCUCACUCUCAGGCCCUGCUGAGCUGCAGCACCUGCUCUAGAGGACACGCUCCAAGGGAAGCCUGGCUCUGGGAAAACUCUUCUCAUUCUUAGUCAACCCCCUUACUGUAAGAUGAACAAAUAGGUAGCUAGUUGCCUAAGCCUGGGAAUUGCUUCCGUGGGGACAAAGCAUUCUCCUGCUACUCUUGGGUGCAGAGAUCACACAGGGACAUCCUAGGGUUCCGCUAAGGGCCACUGGCUGGAGGAGGAGGCAUGGCACAGGUGACCCUGGCUAAGGAGGGAGCCUCAAAUCAUGAUGCGAUUCAGGGUUGACAUCAGGGUCAGGUUAGACCUGAAGGCCGGAGCCACGUGGCUCAAUUGCUGGCCCCAGGAAUGGGCAAGGUGGCGAUGGAACCUGUGUUGAGAGCGGAUGCCACGAGAUUCCCAAGCCUCCCCCCCACCCCCGCUCUGCUGUCUCUUUCUAUGCUUUGUUCCCUCAGACCUUCAGCUGCUUCUUCUCUGUGGAAACCAUGCCCUGGAAUACGUAUUUCGAACUCCUGAACAAGACCUGCUCAGAGGGUCUCUCCUGAGUGGAAGUCACUGACAUGCCUGACCACACGCUGUCCCCUCCUCUACGGACACCAGCUGUUCCCAGGAGCUGACACAUCAGUGGCUGAGCAGCUCCUUGCAUUAUGUGUUCUCUCACUUUGCAAGUGUCUGAAGUUUUAUGGCUUGGCAUUUUAGAAACUUCUCUUUGUCCAGGGUCUUCCUGUAGAGUAGGUCAUUAAACAUCAGCAUUUUCAGAA
This is a messenger RNA of Saimiri boliviensis boliviensis (Bolivian squirrel monkey), 1675 nucleotides long. It is a transcript of the gene CST9, whose product is annotated as cystatin 9. Gene Ontology annotation, biological process: antimicrobial humoral response. Gene Ontology annotation, molecular function: cysteine-type endopeptidase inhibitor activity. NCBI's taxonomy places the organism in Eukaryota, Metazoa, Chordata, Mammalia, Primates, Cebidae. The record is from RefSeq and is a predicted model, not a curated record.